Messenger RNA from Archocentrus centrarchus (flier cichlid), 1422 nucleotides. RefSeq names its product cytochrome c. Gene Ontology annotation, molecular function: heme binding; electron transfer activity. Bases 144 to 458 code for a protein of 104 amino acids. NCBI's taxonomy places the organism in Eukaryota, Metazoa, Chordata, Actinopteri, Cichliformes, Cichlidae. The record is from RefSeq and is a predicted model, not a curated record. The transcript is spliced from 3 exons.
GUGAUGACGUCGAAAGCCGGUGCCUGAAAAGUGAAGUGACCUUCUUUGCGUUCGUCACUAACCGCUAGUCGGCCGAGGCAGAAGCAGCCGUUCAUCUGCUGUAAAGUGUUUUUAACCCGGCAUCUUUUCAUCAAAAGCUGAUUAUGGGAGACGCUGAAAAGGGAAAGAAGGUUUUUGUCCAGAAGUGUGCUCAGUGCCACACAGUAGAGCAGGGUGGCAAGCACAAGGUGGGCCCCAACCUCUGGGGUCUGAUUGGACGCAAGACCGGACAGGCCGAAGGCUUCUCUUACACAGAUGCCAACAAGAGCAAAGGUAUCAUUUGGAGUGAGGACACCUUGAUGGAGUACCUGGAGAACCCCAAGAAGUACAUUCCUGGAACCAAAAUGAUCUUUGCUGGCAUCAAAAAGAAGGGAGAGCGCCAGGAUCUCAUUGCAUACCUCAAAUCAGCAACGUCGUGAAGACACCAUAAAGAUCUAAAUAUUUAAUGUUAUUUUAGUGUUUUUUUUUUUUUUUUUUCUGCCAAUACACAUUAAAUGUGACUUUAUGUUUAGUCAUUUGGACAAAUGGUUAGCUUAUUUUUUCGGGCUGGUGUUUGCUGCAAGUAUCACUUCCUUUUUAAGGUCAGAUGAGCUUUGAGCAGUUCAAGUGACCAAACAUAAAGCCUCAGUCCUGUUUUCAUUGAGUCCGUAUUAGUACAAACUAUUCACAUUUAAAAAUCGCUGGUGAUGGUGGGUCAUCGCUCAUUCUUUUUCAUGACAUGUGUCUGGUACUUUCUGCUAGCAGAGCUAUCACAGUCAACUUCAUUUUUUUAAAACAAGUCCUCAGAAAUUGAUAUCAGCUUCAUGAGUGAUGCAGCAGAGAAGCCUGUGUGGAGUGUUGGUGGUUAAACUUGCUGAUCCUGAAUAAUCUGCCCUCAGUGUUCAGACCACGCGGAGUGUCUGAACUUUGCACAGUGAGAUGGAAACUUGUACUUUAAGUUCUUGUUUUGUUUUUAAAUACUGAAUUUGGCGAUACCACUUUAGUGGACACUCCUGAAGCCCCUCUGAGCUGUCAGACUCCUUACAAGCUUUUAAAACUCUAAAGGCGACGCAUUUAUCUGCCUCCUUACAGCCAGGAAUUGUGGGCUUAUAUUGAUGCCUUGAAAACCACCAAUAUGCAGAGGUACAGUGUGAAAUCAGCUGGUAUACAAUCACCAUGCCUAAUAGUGUGGAGAGACUGUAUAAAAUAGGGAACUAUCUGGCAUCAUCUGGAGGGAUGGAAGGAUGUUAUUUACCUGGUUUCACAGGCCGGAACAGUGUCGGUAUAAUUUAUUUUACUGUAAUCAGUGUUUUAAUGACAGUUAUGUGGUAGCUGUGUUUGGUUAUGGACAGGAUGGUUCAAGAAAGAUCAAUUAAAGGAAAACGUCCAGACAUCUAAAAAUGA